Molecule: messenger RNA, 778 nt
Organism: Nycticebus coucang (slow loris)
Lineage: Eukaryota; Metazoa; Chordata; Mammalia; Primates; Lorisidae
Product: leukocyte surface antigen CD53-like
Exons: 1
Coding region: 44-778 (244 amino acids)
Cellular component (GO): membrane
Source: RefSeq, a predicted model, not a curated record
AAAUUCUGCUUGAAGGACUGAAAAAGGGCAAGAAUAUCCCAGAAUGGGCAUGAGUAGCUUGAAACUGAUGAAGUAUGUCCUGUUUUUCUUCAACUUGCUCUUUUGGUUCUGUGGCUGCUGCAUUUUGGGCUUUGGGAUCUACUUCCUCCUGGUCCACAAUUUUGGAGUGCUCUUCCAUAACUUACCCUCCCUCACUCUCAGCAAUGUGUUCGUCAUCGUGGGCUCCAUUAUCAUGGUGGUUGCCUUCCUGGGCUGCAUGGGCUCUAUCAAGGAAAACAAGUGUCUGCUUAUGUCGUUCUUCAUCUUGCUGCUGAUUAUCCUUCUUGCUGAGGUGACCUUGGCCAUCCUGCUCUUUGUGUAUGAACAGAAGCUGAAUAAGUACGUGGCUGAGGACCUGACAAAGAGCAUUCACGGUUACUACUCACACAACAGCACCAACGUGAUGUGGAACUCCGUCCAGUCAUUUCUACAGUGUUGUGGCAUAAAUGGCACGAGUGAUUGGUCCAGAGGCCCACCACCAUCUUGUCCCCGAGAUCCAGAAGUGACGGGUUGCUAUAAAAAAGCAAGACUGUGGUUUCAUUCCAAUUUCCUGUAUAUUGGAAUCAUCACCAUCUGUGUUUGUGUGAUCCAGGUAUUGGGGAUGUCCUUUGCACUGACCCUGAACUGCCAGAUUGAUAAAACCAGCCAGGUCUUAGGGCUGCGACCUGAAACUGCUCUGUGCUGGAGAGACUUGUUUCAUCUCUGGAAAUCCAAAGCCAUUUAUAGCAUGAAGUCCUAA